Molecule: messenger RNA, 441 nt
Organism: Porites lobata
Lineage: Eukaryota; Metazoa; Cnidaria; Anthozoa; Scleractinia; Poritidae
Source: the annotation of a GenBank genome assembly
AUGUGCCAAUGGGGCACCUGCACUGAGUUAUGUAAAGACGCUAAAAACAAAUUCAACUGCACAUGCGCAAUAGGAUAUUACGGCCGAUAUUGUCAAAAACGAAAAGUCGCAUCAUGCAAAGAGCAACUGCAGAGAAACGAAGGGAGCCAGUCUGGAGUCUACCAACUUUUUGAGCAAACAACUAAGGCCUUGUACGAGGUGUACUGCAAUUUUAACUCUAGUGAUGGAUCUGCUUGGACACUCAUCGAGUCAUUCAGCUUGGCAAAUAAGGGAGAUUUUGCAAACAAGGAUUUUCAGGAAGACUACCCCAUAAACCAAAACGCUUUUGCGUGGGAUAAUUUUCGUUUAUCAUUAUCCAGGAUCACAACUACUGCUUUGCUUUCCACACACAUGAGGGCGACCUGCAACUUUGACAUGCGUGGACUUAACUACACUGAUUAG